This is a messenger RNA of Gavialis gangeticus (Gharial), 828 nucleotides long. It is a transcript of the gene LNP1, whose product is annotated as leukemia NUP98 fusion partner 1. The transcript is spliced from 3 exons. Lineage: Eukaryota; Metazoa; Chordata; Crocodylia; Gavialidae. Bases 88 to 645 code for a protein of 185 amino acids. The record is from RefSeq and is a predicted model, not a curated record.
UUCCCUCUUGUUGACAGAACAGACUGUAUCUCUAGGCUCAGUAGUGCUGUCUGAGUGGGAGAGUCCCCAAGUCCAGAGUGCCUGUACAUGGAAUAUGAAGAGGAUGAUGAUGUUUCCUUUGCAAAAUGGAUGAGCAGUUACUGGGGCCACAGCUUAAUUGAUGAGCAUGAGAAAGAGGGCAGAGGCUUUCGGAAACGCCAGUCCCGAGUGUUUAGUGAGAGGAGAGCUUCCCUUCCGGCCAAGCUUUCAUCUAUCCACAUGACAAGACUUCGUGAGUCAACAAAGGCCCCAUCCUCAAGUCACCUGAGAGGCUGCAAGGAAGUACAAGAAGACCAAGAUAUGAAAUGCCAUUGUCAUGUGAAGGAAUGCAGAAUGCCUUCCACGGAAGGCCCCUGCCCUGAGACAAGAGAACCACACAGCAGAACAAAUUCCAUCCAGGAACUUUCAGAAUCCUUUAAGAAACAACUGCAUUUCAAAAGCAAACGCUCAAUUUCUUUGCCACCUGAGGGCAUGAUGGAGAGAACAGAAAGAGAAAGACUAGGCAUACCCAAGAGCAGGUCUCGCAAGAAAAUGGGAGAAACGAUGGAGCCAAAGAGAGGGAAAGAAGAAGAAAACCCACAGGCCUCUGGUGGAAAACACAGUUAAUGGUCCCCAUCACAUGCAAGCAUUCAGAAGGGCUGUUCUGCCUAAAUGGUUACAGUGCAUUGGAGUUACUACCUUUUUCAUUCUAACUGAAAAGCUUUUGCCAUUUUUUUUACUAGAAAGAAGCUAGUUAGUUAAAGCAGACCCUAAAUUUUAAAAUAAAAUUAACAUGAUGGAACCACUGAA